Molecule: messenger RNA, 3051 nt
Organism: Saccostrea echinata
Lineage: Eukaryota; Metazoa; Mollusca; Bivalvia; Ostreida; Ostreidae
Product: wee1-like protein kinase 1-A
Exons: 10
Coding region: 134-1897 (587 amino acids)
Biological process (GO): mitotic cell cycle; protein phosphorylation
Cellular component (GO): nucleus
Molecular function (GO): non-membrane spanning protein tyrosine kinase activity; ATP binding; magnesium ion binding
Source: RefSeq, a predicted model, not a curated record
AUCACGUGGCUAACGGACCCGCCAAAUCACAAAUUACAUUGGCGUACGCUAUGUAAUCGUCACUUUUGUGUGUGAUCAGUAAAAUUCAAAAGGUACUGUAGCUAGAUUGAUCGGUGAAAAGCUAGGUGUGAAAAUGUCGGUCUCGAAGAGACUCGGAAAGGGAAAACAAAGUGUAAUGAAGGAAAGGAAUGAUAAUAUCAUACGAACUUUGACAUAUGUUGAUUCGGACGGUGAGUUAAGCCCACAUGAACAUGAUGGCGACAUUUCAGUGAAUGGUUCAAGUCCGUUAUCGUCGCCAUACGCCAACAAUUCGGACAGAAUGGAAGAUCAGUCUUCGGGAUUUUUUGAAAUGGAUUUACCACCCUCAUCUCCGUGUCCCAGCCCUAGGCCAAGAAGGAGACCCCUGAAAUCCAAAAGACAUUCACCGAUUCCGUUCGCAGCGUAUCAAGACGAGGGUCACGAGGGCGAUAUUGACGAAGCCUCAGAACAGAGAGUUCCUGCCCCUGGGACGGAGUUUUCCUCACCCGCAUGCCCUGUAUCCCCACCCCACAGGCGCUUGAGAGCGUUAAGACUUUUUGACACACCCCACACACCAAAAUCACUUCUACAGAAGGCUAGAAGACGCCGCCCAACAGAAGUUAAAGAAGAGCGGGUAGAGGCCAAUUUCAACCCUUUCACCCCCAAUAAUAACAGGCCAGGAUCAGUCACAUAUUGUGGCAAAAGAAACAGAUCACAGUUUGAAAAGAGCUUGUUGGAAGAUUCAGCUGAUGAAAUAGAGAUAGACAUCCCGUCAACAAAGAAAAUUGCAUUGCAUGAGAUCAACACCUCCAGAUACAAUGAAGAAUUCUAUGAAGUUUGUAAGCUUGGGGAUGGGGAGUAUGGCAGUGUGUUUAAAUGUGUACAUCGACUGGAUGGCUGUACUUAUGCCAUUAAAAAAUCAAAGACCCCAGUGGCAGGAAGUGUUUAUGAGAGAAAUGCCAUGAAUGAGGUGUACGCCCACGCUGUGCUAGGGAUCCACCAACAUGUUGUGAGGUACUACUCGGCCUGGGCAGAAGAUGACUACAUGUACAUCCAGAACGAGUACUGCAAUGGAGGCAGUCUGAGUGAAGUUUUGGAGAGUAACAGAAGAACAGGGACACACAUGAGUGAGAGUGACUUCAAACAGGUGCUCCUACACGUAGCACAAGGCCUCCGACUGAUUCAUUCACAGAAUCUAGUUCACCUAGACAUCAAACCAGGAAACAUCUUCAUUCACAGAAAUGAGAAAUUCUUGCGCUCACCAGAGAGUGGAAUGGAGUCCUGUGAUGAAUUUGAGGAUGAAGAGGUUGAGGAAUCACCAGCAAUUAUCUACAAAAUAGGGGACCUAGGCCAUGUGACCUCUGUUAGUAAUCCUACAGUAGAAGACGGAGACUGCCGAUAUCUGCCCAAGGAAAUUCUGAAUGAUGAUUUUGAUCACCUGACUAAAGCUGAUGUGUUCUCUCUUGGAGUCACGAUGUAUGAGACUGGAACUGGUUGUCAUUUACCAAAGAAUGGGGAGGAAUGGCAUGCCAUCAGAAGAGGGGAACUUAAAGAUAUUCCACAGUACUCCGCAGAAAUCAAUGAUUUAUUGAAGAGUAUGGUACAUCCAGACCCUAGCUGCCGUCCAUCAGCGAUGGCUAUCACACAUCACCCAGCCCUCUGUCCGCAGGCCAAAAGAUCCCGAGCCCAGUUACGCAAAGAACUUAACGAAGAAAGACUUAAAAAUGAAGAGCUUUCAAGAAAACUUCUAGAGGCAACAAAGUGCAUACCAAGACCUUUCCGUGCAUUCAAAGUAGACAGUGUUCCAUCAGCAGUGCCUCGGAACAAUCGCCUCCUCGGGAAAAACAUGAAGAAGAGUAUGAGCCUCUCAGCGUUUUAACACGACAGCUUAUAACAGCCUCGGACAGUGCAAUAGUGUGACUUAGGAGUGGUGAAUCAGUGGACUGCAUGCAGAAUUUCUACAACUUGCUUUCUUUCUAUUCUCUUUACUUUAUUUGAUAAUAACUUCUUGGGAUAGAACUGACUACUCUUUCACUGGUUAUUGCAUAGAGUUUAUAGAUUAAUGCUUUUUUGUUCUUAGUCUGAAACAUUUGUAGUUUAAUUGUGUAAUGUAACUGUAAUACGAGUGCCAGUAUUAUUUCAUGCUAUUAAAUAAUGCCUUAAAUAGUCUGCAAAUGAGUGUGUAUUUGUGUUCUCUAUAUCUCUUGAUGUCCUGUCACCAAACCUGCAAUUGUGUAAGGUAUUAUUGGGAUCUCCUCUUCCCUUUUCUAUAUGUGAUAAUGUAUGUUUGUUUGUGCGUUUGUAUGUGUGAUUGAAUCAAAACCUUGCAAUGAGGAGAAAUAAUUUGUAUAGAUAUAUAAUUUGUCACUCAUAGUGCAUAUCAUUCAAAUCAUUUUCCAUAUUGAAUGCUGAGAUAAAUAUAGAUAUACUUGUAUGUAUAAAAUUGAAUUUGUUGCAAGAUUUAAUGUUCACUGCUAAGGAAGGGACAUAAUUGUUGCCAAUAAAAGUAUCUCUAGUAUAACAUAGAAGUUUUUUGUUUAAUUUUUAAACAUACAUGUAUCAUUUUUUCAUAUUAUACUUUUUCACAUUUUUCCUUUUCAUCUUGUUAAUUGCUUAUAUUUUCUUGAAUGCAAAAUGGGCUGCUUUUCACACAGAAAAAAGAAAUAUGGAAUAGUUUCAUAAAUGGUAUAUGAUUGAUGAUAUGUAUUAUUUUGACUUCAUUGUUAAUUCUAAUCCUGCCACAUUUAUUGUUAUUUCAUGUACCAAAAUUGUAUAUUUUUUUUUUAAUAAAUGUAACCAGCAGAUGAAGAAUAUCUUUGGGUAAUAUUUCGGAUUAUAAAAAUCAUUAUUUUUGUUUAUCCAUUGCUUUAAAGUAGUAAUUUGUUUAUUAUUAGAAAAGUUAGGAUGGGAUGGUGUAAAUUAGCUGCUGGUUACAUUUUUAAAACUCCAAGAGAUCCAUAUUUUUUUGUAAUUCCUGUUCACAGCAAGGUGCUCACUGAUUGUACAUUUUAUUAAUAAAGUUUUAUCUAAUAA